AAUGAUAAUACGGUGUUUUCAAAAUUUAAAUCAAAGUUCAUUGCAUCUAUAUCGAGGAAUUUGUACUUCUCGUCCGUCUUCAAGCGUUUUCGAUAAAAUUAAAAAUUUUCUACUGGCUGAAGAGCGAGAAAAUUUCGAUAGAGACAAUAUUCGAAAAGCCCACCAAAAAGACAACGUCGACGAAAAGGAAUGGGCAUUGAUUUAUAGAGAUGUUGGAGCAUCGAGAACAUUUUACAUGACUGCUGCUUUUGUUCCAUCCUUCAUCGUUGGCUCUUCAAUUUUUGCUUUCGAUGUCAAUUCAAACAGUCCUGGAAAUCGAUUCGAUUUUGUGCAGAAGCUAGUGACGGAUUCAGAAGAACUUGGAGUUCUCAUUGCACUUCCAUCAGUUGCAUUAGCAGUUGUAUUUGCCUGUUUAAUCCGUGUUCAGCAGUUACGACUAAUUAGGAUAUACCAGAAUAAAAAUGACGCGGAGCAGUUUAUGGCUAUACGGUCGAAAUUCAUUGUUAAGCAGCACAAAGAGCUGUUCCGACGAGAUGAAACAACUGGUUUCUACUUCGCAGAUGAUCAAACUGACGGUGUCCGAGUUGCAAUGCAUUUCUUGUUGGGAAAUAUUCAGAUUGGAAGUCGAAAAUCCAUGAUCAUAGAUGAUAUGUUUAGAGCAAACAAUUAUAGAUCUUAUAUGCUAAACGAAACGAGUGUUCCUCCAAGGUUAUAGGAAAAAUAAAAGUUUAUUAGGUU
Caenorhabditis elegans is the source of this 738-nucleotide messenger RNA. RefSeq lists its product as uncharacterized. The record is from RefSeq and is marked reviewed. NCBI's taxonomy places the organism in Eukaryota, Metazoa, Nematoda, Chromadorea, Rhabditida, Rhabditidae. Bases 2 to 715 code for a protein of 237 amino acids. The transcript is spliced from 4 exons.